UGUCUGCAGAGAUAUAGGCUAUACUGAUGAUGUCUAUACAUCGGUUUAAAUGUGUCACAUCUUAGUAAGACUGGCAAUUGGCUGAUAUUACUUUAAUAUCCUAUUUCCAGUGAUCGGCGUCUAGCCAGCCCGAACCAAACAGAACAAGGGGGAGUCGCAGGAUUAUACCAACUUAAAAGACACAUUUGGGGCAUGGAGGUCAGUGCUAAAAUUAGAGGCUGCUCCUUCCGCUACAGUAGCCAAACUGCGAUGCAUAAAGUCAUGUCAACCAGGGGAUACACUAUCACAAGAGCUGGCAGUAUAGACAUGUUUUCCAUGGGUGACAUUUAAACGCCACACGUUGACUAAAGAGGUUCUGUGCGUAACGCAGAGACAGCGCUGGAUCUACACUGGGCACUGCUGCGCAAAUAAUGAGUAUUUGGUAGUGCUUUUUGGAGACGCCAUAUGUAGGCUACUCUCUUCAGCGCACAGCUUCCAUGAGUGUACAUUUCUGCAAACAUGUCUUUUUUAUCCAUACCAAGUAAAGAGGGCACUUUUAUCACGAUUAAAAACGGCAAAUCAGCCGAGAAGGCAGGGAGCAGGUCCCCCAUGGACAACGAGGAUAAUAAUGAUGAUGAUGAUGAUGAGGAAGACGAUGACAACGAGGACGUCCGCCUCAUCCCGAGAUGCUCCCCGGUGCCCAGAAAGCGAGGCCACUCCAUCCACGAUGAGACUGCUGAGUAUAUGCAGAUCCAAUUGGCGCUGUCUGGCCGAAAGAGAGUGUCAUUCGCCGAUACAACAGGUGGGGAUCUGGUGGAUGUGAAGGAAUUUGCUGCCCUUGAUUCGGACGAGGAAGAGGAUAUUGCAAAGUGGGAGGUAGAGGAGGCAAAGUAUCGGAAGCCAGAGCGAGAACCGACCUAUCAUGUGCAGCCAGAGUUUACCGUGCCCAGCAGCAGUGCCCUGCUGCAGGCUGUGCACUCUAAAAAAGUGGAGGUUGAGCAGAUGUCUCCAGCAGAGAACGAGCCACUUGCCUUCACUGGGGUAAUACGAGUCCUGAACAUCUCCUUCCACAAAGCAGUUUAUAUUAGAUCCACAAUGGACAACUGGGCUACUUACUUUGAUCACCCAGCAGAGUAUGUCCAGGGAUCUCAUGAUGGGUGCACUGAUCAAUUCUCUUUCAAGCUGUCUUUUGCACCCCCUUAUAUCACACACGGCUCUCGCAUUGAGUUUGUUGUCCGCUAUGAGACCUCUGAUGGUGAUUACUGGGCUAAUAACUCCUCUAUGAAUUAUGUGGUAACCCUGCUCCUGUCAUACGAAGAUGAUUUGGCUCAGACAAACGACAUACAAGAAGUAAGAGGUAUCCUGAAACCUCCAAAAGCUUACAGUAUGAAAGAUGAUUUCGAUUCAGAGAAUGAGCAGGAAAAGGACAAAGCAGAAGAAGCAGGGACCUCGAGGUCCGGACCAACAGCUGUCUGCCCAGUCAUCGUACAGCCGGAGAUUGACAUAGAGAUUGCAGUUCACCCAUCUGGUCCCUGUGUCCCACCCAACCACGAGCUUUCAUCUGUUGAUGUAUCCCCAGGUGAACAGUUCCCUUGUAUGUCUUCCGAAACCCCACUUCAAACUAUUUCAUCCUUUGUACUCUGUACCAGCGAAUCGGCCAAGCCAAAUAAGUCACAGCCUUUACCCAUACUCCAGUGUGAAUUAGGCAACCAAACGUCAGAGCAGCCCAUAGACAGUAGUCCCUGUGCCCUGCUGCCUGCUUCAACUCCCUCUCUGCAACAAGAGUCAAGGCCGAGAUCAGACAGCUCCCAGGCUGGCGGAGAGGAAAUCCCUCCCUCCAAUGCCUCAUGCAUGCAGCUUGCUACCACGGAGACAAAUCUGUGGCCAACGACAGGAGAGGACGGAUCGCCCGACAGCCGAGCCAGUCGUCCUUGUCUUGAACUUCCCGCUGAGGGCGUCUCUGCUCCCAGUGUGACUCAGGGCUCCGAGCGAGAGGUUGCAGUGGGAUCGAGUGAACUUGGUGCAGGAUUAUCAGAAGGUUCCACCAGGUCUGCAGCAGAUCCUGAAGGCAGUACGCCUGCACUCUUGUCUCCUGUGGCUGAGAGUCAGGCAUCUCUUGGAGCAGAAGGUGAAGCUCCACCGUCACCUGAACCCACAGAGAACGCGAGCCAAAACGUAGCUCAGUCUGCCUCAGCCUGGGAAGAGAAGGAAGAUGCUCCCCAGAUUCCCCCUGACACGUUAUUAAAGAAUCUACCUUAUACGCUGUCAGAGGUUUGCGAGCUGCAGUCACAGCAUGACACAAACAGGAUUCUGACGCCAUCCAUCAUCUUUCUGAGUGGAGUUGUCUCCCUCUCGAUAGUGUUGCAGGAACCCAGUGCCCUCUUUAUCAUCGGACUACUUUUGGUCCUGCACCGUUUGUGAUUAUGCCACAAAAGUUCAUUCUGAUCUGUUCAUUCUGAAGUGAAGUGCCUCUAAAAUAAGCCAACAAGUUUAACAAUACACAAAUGAGUCUUCUGUUGAAGUUGUGUAUCACUGUGUAAGUUUUUAGAUUAGUUUAUAUUUCCAGGACAUGAAAGGGUACAAUGUUUCCAAGCAAAGUCCAAUGCAAGGAGAAAGUAAUUACACAAAUAUUGGCAAUAUUUUCAUGCAUUCUGUGAAACAAGUGUGCAGUAAUAGAAUAGUAGUCCCCAUUUCUACAACAACAUUGUGAUUACUCUAAUGCUAGAUCACAGUAUAUUGUCAGAGAUAUUUUGUAAGUGGUCCGUAAUUACUUUUUUCUUGUCAUGUGGAGAUAGUGUAUGUGGUGUGUAUAUUCUGAUGUAUUCAAUCAGUCCUAUAAUACACUUGUUUUUUGUUCCAUUGUUGUGAGUGUAGCUAAGGUUGUUGUCUAACCUCACUGCCAUGAGUUUAACUUUUGUGAAUUCUAUGUGUUGUUAUGGCUUUAAGAAAGGACAAAAAACAUUACCUUACUGGGACAUUAAAGAGACUUGUUAUACAAAUGGAAUUGUGUUUACAAAAUGCAAAAGCAAAACUUGUGUUAUGUGAUUUAUUUUUGCCCUAAUGCCUGAAAAAAAAUGACCUGUGGAUGCUGCUUGAGGGACAAACGUGGAAUACCGUCCAGUCAUAUUUACCAUUAGAGAACACCAGCCUCCUCACUAUUGCACACUGCAUUUGGUAACUCUUCCUGUUGAUUCUUGCUGGUAAACCCAUAUUGCUGUUGUUGCACAACAUGAAAUGUUACAGCACUGCUUUGACAACCUCAGACAGACUGAAGCACUGAUUGACAUGUUUGAAGUGAUGAAAGUUUUUGCAGUGUAUUGCCAUUAAACGUGGUUCUAUAUCCUGUACCAA
Messenger RNA from Sander lucioperca (pikeperch), 3330 nucleotides. RefSeq names its product protein phosphatase 1 regulatory subunit 3F (gene ppp1r3f). The transcript is spliced from 4 exons. Gene Ontology annotation, cellular component: protein phosphatase type 1 complex. The record is from RefSeq and is a predicted model, not a curated record. Gene Ontology annotation, biological process: regulation of glycogen biosynthetic process. The coding region runs from base 499 to 2400 and encodes 633 amino acids. NCBI's taxonomy places the organism in Eukaryota, Metazoa, Chordata, Actinopteri, Perciformes, Percidae. Gene Ontology annotation, molecular function: protein phosphatase 1 binding; glycogen binding.